CUUGCCUGCAAAAAUGCUGUUUAGAGCAGCAGCUGACAUAAAAUUUUCUCUACAUCUUUCCUUUGCUGUGCACAUAAAUCAGAAGAAAUGUUGAAAUUUAAGAAACACGAUAAAAUAAAUAAAGACGAUUCACUGUCGGAAAAGAAGGAAGACAAUACUAAAUCCCGUAGUGCUCAACGUUCGCGUUCAAGAUCUCGUUCACCACCGUCGAAAUAUGGAGAACACCAAGACCGAUACACUGCUUCUUCGUCACGACACAGACGGGACUAUAGCCGAUCACCACCUCGAAGGAGACGAGAUCACAGCCAUUCACCAUCACGUAGAAAUGAUUAUGGACGUAAUGAAAGAAGAAGAAGGAGCCGUAGUCGAAGUCGGUCUCCUUAUGGUUCGUCACGCCGUCGAUCGCGCAGUCCGAGAGAGACAUCGGCAGCGGUAGCUCGUGAAACAGAUCAAAAUAAGGACGUUAAGAGAACGUUAAUCAAGAAGAAAAAGCCAAGCUACAAUUUAAUUGAAAUUGAAGUAAAUGAUCGUUUGGGCAAGAAGGCUCGUAUUAAAUGCUCGCCCAACGAUCUUGUGGGAGACUUCAAGAAGUUGGUAGCAGCACAAAUUGGCACAGACCCUAACAAAAUUGUAUUAAAGAAGUGGUAUAAAGAAUUCAAGGAUCACAUUACUUUGGCAGAUUAUGAAUUGCAUAAUGGUAUGAAUUUGGAAUUGUAUUAUCGGUAAAAUUACAAUAUAAUGCUACGGAUCGCAUACACAUCGAAAGAAUUUCAAUAAAAGGAGCUUCUGCUACUUCUUUGAUGCAUGAUAUCAUAAACCAGAACAACUUGCAAUGCCGUAUCAUUGCAUUCAUUCUUCA
This is a messenger RNA of Mycotypha africana, 859 nucleotides long. Its product is annotated as ubiquitin-related domain-containing protein. Gene Ontology annotation, biological process: mRNA splicing, via spliceosome; protein modification process. The transcript has 4 exons. The coding region runs from base 88 to 726 and encodes 212 amino acids. Gene Ontology annotation, cellular component: nucleus; cytoplasm. Lineage: Eukaryota; Fungi; Mucoromycota; Mucoromycetes; Mucorales; Mycotyphaceae. The record is from RefSeq and is a predicted model, not a curated record. Gene Ontology annotation, molecular function: protein tag activity; protein binding.